UAACAUUUACAUUAUGCAUAACACAUUGGAUAUUUAUUUAAAAGACCUGAACAUUAACAGAAUAUUUUAAAAAUGCCACAUUUCUAUAGUGCGCAGAAUCUUUGCCGCAAACCCGAAAGACGCUUGGCAAACAUAAAAAGGAUUGCAAAGCUGGGAAAAGCAAGUAGUGUUAACUGAACAGAGUAUGUGUUAACAUCUCCGGACAGAUAAUAGAAUCUGUCUAACGAACAUUUAACGGCUCGGUUUUUGGUGUCAAUUACGACUUCGGUGUUUCCUAAACGAUCUUACAAUGUUGGUUCUCAAAGUUGUAUCCUUGAUAGUAUUCUUCAGUCUGCUGUGUUAUGCCAAAGAGACAUGGCUACGACCUGGCUGUCAUAAGGUGGGAAAUACUCGAAAAAUUUCAAUUCCUGAUUGUGUGGAGUUUUUGAUAACAACCAAUGCUUGUCGAGGAUUUUGCGAAUCAUAUUCGGUGCCCUCAAUGCCUUGGGGUAAUGCUGGUGGAUCAUUUAGACCUCCCAAGCCCGUGGUUUCCGUUGGACAAUGCUGCAAUAUGAUGGAAUCAAGGGAGGUGCAAAAGCGAGUUCUUUGUAUGGAUGGUUGGCGCAAUGUUACCUUUCAGUCGGCUAUUUCUUGUAGUUGUUAUCAUUGCAAAAAGGAUUAACUUUCUGAGGAAAUAGAAAACGGCGGCGUGAUGUAAAUAAUUGUAUAAAUAUAUAAUGUUAGAUGAGCCAUUUAAAUUAAAAAAAAGAACACCCAAAAUGCAUUAUAACUACAAGGUUUAUUCAAUAAAUUGCAAAAUUUACGCUGUGUAAAAUAA
Molecule: messenger RNA, 817 nt
Organism: Musca domestica (house fly)
Lineage: Eukaryota; Metazoa; Arthropoda; Insecta; Diptera; Muscidae
Gene: Gpa2
Product: thyrostimulin alpha-2 subunit
Exons: 2
Coding region: 290-661 (123 amino acids)
Biological process (GO): cell surface receptor signaling pathway
Molecular function (GO): hormone receptor binding
Source: RefSeq, a predicted model, not a curated record